Molecule: messenger RNA, 599 nt
Organism: Triticum urartu
Lineage: Eukaryota; Viridiplantae; Streptophyta; Magnoliopsida; Poales; Poaceae
Source: RefSeq, a predicted model, not a curated record
ACCCCAUGUUGCGUUCGCGGAUGAUCAUGUACAUGUGGCGGAACAUCCUCGGGGGCCUCAUCACCCGCGGCUCGUUCGUGUUCAGGGGGAGGUCCGUGUUCCGCCUGAGGAAUCAGCUGGUCAGGCUGCUGCGCCCCAUGGUAGACUUGGACGACUCCGAGCUCGUCAUGGGCCUCCCCACACAUGAUGGCCGGAUGUUUCCACUCGUCGUCGACCUGCCCAGCAGCGGCCAUACCCUCCACAUCUUCGUCGUCAUCGUCGGGACGCCUGCCCACGCGGCGCUGCGGUACGCGGAUGUCAAUGCAGAGUAGAGAGAUGCCCCUAGAAGUCGCCUUCCUGUCUACCUCUUCAGAAGUGUCGCAGCCUCGGACACGACGACAUAAGAGCCCAGUUCCUUUCAUAGAGAUAUGGGUUCAGGAAAACCCAGCAGUUCAUGUGUUCCUGCUACUUAAACUUGGUUUGUUCUCCUGACAGUAGGAAACCUAUUUGCUUUGCCAUCACGGUUCUAAAAUUCUGAAACUGUUUGUACAAUGGUGCAGUGGCAUUGGUCUGUAUUGCGUUGACAAUGGCUACUACUUAAUUGUUGUUAGCCGCAUUUC